GAAACCAACUGAUUAAGCGAAGAGAAACGAUCUAGGGCCUUUAUGACAAGCAGUGUCCACGUGUGACAAGUAAGCUAUUUUUUACGCAUUCACGCGCUGCGGUGAAACUCAGAGGAAACUUCUAUUGCUGCUCAAACUCAUAUCGAGAAAGGAGUUUGGACGUACGAUUUUCACUUUGGACUGUUUGACUGCGGGUGAAGGUAUUAAAAAAGAUACAAUAUCACCGGAAAUCAAACUGUUUUACCUCCACAAUAUAACCCAGCUGAAGCACACACGGACGCGGACUAAGCUGCUGCUGGAUGAUGGCGUUAGCGGGGCUACUGGUGCUGGAAUGGGGUCUCUACAUCACCUGUUUUGUCUGUGGGAUUGUUACCGCAGCGUCUGUCACCAUCGUCCAGGGUAAUUUCGGAGGUCGCUGUAUGCUGUACGGAGCGGUCAGCUACAAUGCCACGUCCAAGCUCAUCGGAGUCCAGUCGUCCACAUCCUCCUCUUUGUGUUACUUUGUGUCGGCCAUAUCAAUCAUGGUGGCAGUGGUGUGUUUCUCUCUGUCUGUGUACUGGGUGUACACUUUCUGCAGCGAAGGGGAACUCAAAAGGGAGAAUGUGUGGAUGAACGUGAUUAUUGCCAUCUCUGGCGUUUUCCUGUUCUUCCUGCUCGUCACGGGCUGCAUGUUGAAGAUCGGGCGCGACACGCUCUGCUCGUCUGUCACGAAAAACGUUCCCAACACUACCAGUUGUGAAAAAGCCCAGUCUGAAAAAUGGGCCAGCCCACUUGAUGGAGAGAGGUUCUACAGCAGUCUACACAAAGCUGAGACGGCUGUGUGGAUCAACUUCUUCUUCUGGGUCAUCAUCGGGGUUUUGGUGAUCAUCCAGAGGCGUCGGGGCUCAGGGUCCAAGCUGAUUGGAGCCGCACCAACUGGAAGCCUUUUCGGGGAGACGGGUGUGACGCCCGAAGAGACUGAGCCAUUUUUCAACCGUCCUGGAAGGCCUCAGUGAGAACGGGUGUGAGCGAGGGGUUAUAAAAGCACAUAGUGGGAGCAGGUGUGGAAAAAGGUUAAAUGAAGUGUUUUAAGGAUUUCAGUGAACAGCAUUUUGAGAAUACACGUGGAAGGUUUUACAGAUAUUAGUUUUUGGGAUUAACAGUAUGUAUAAAGCACCACAAAACCAAAACUCCACUCGACGAGGAUGGGAUUCGAACCCAUGCGUGCAGAGCACAAUGGAUUAGCAGUCCAUCGCCUUAACCACUCGGCCACCUCGUCACCUGAACGCACAAGCAUGCAGAGCCUCUCUGUGUGUGUCAGGACACACUGGAAACACUGAAGCGCUGUCAGGCGCUGUUACUGAAUUUACCCAUUUCCCACAUCUCACCCACCGCGUCACAUCUAAGUCUGUGGACUCCACAGAAACGUAUCUGUUUUUUAUUCAGAGCGAGCUUCUGUUGGGUUUGUUUACACAGCCAACGAACGGGAGGGUGUUUGAUUCUAUAAUUUAACUGUGCUCAGAUGUACUUUUGACAAGUAAGACUAGGAAUUUUCUACAUAAUACACUUUUUUUUGGUACUAAUUUCACAAAAUCUGAAUCUGCCAUAGACAUUUUUAACACAUUUUAUUUUUGUUGACUGUAAAAUCCUAAAACACUGCAUUGUCUUCAAGUUUAAGGUGUCAACACGUGGCUUUAAAGAUCGCUUAGUUAUUGAUCUGUGUGGUGAUUAUGUCAUUAGAAACUAAAAGAAAUAAAUAAAAAAAAACCAGGAA
Messenger RNA from Oreochromis niloticus (Nile tilapia), 1753 nucleotides. RefSeq names its product transmembrane protein 179Ba (gene tmem179ba). Bases 300 to 995 code for a protein of 231 amino acids. The record is from RefSeq and is a predicted model, not a curated record. The transcript is spliced from 6 exons. NCBI's taxonomy places the organism in Eukaryota, Metazoa, Chordata, Actinopteri, Cichliformes, Cichlidae.